Molecule: messenger RNA, 5795 nt
Organism: Haliotis rufescens (red abalone)
Lineage: Eukaryota; Metazoa; Mollusca; Gastropoda; Lepetellida; Haliotidae
Exons: 13
Coding region: 554-4435 (1293 amino acids)
Cellular component (GO): cell periphery; cell septum
Molecular function (GO): chitin synthase activity
Source: RefSeq, a predicted model, not a curated record
UUGAAGUAUAGCCAGGACAUUUCCUCGAAACUAUGGGCGGCCAUGUAGCUUCAAUAGCUUAAUAAAUUAUAUCACUGAACAUAGGUCAAGGUGUAUUCAGUAAACAAAGAUCUGAAGGGCUGUAUUUCCUUCAUCGAACACACUAUGCGUUCAUCACAGAUUGUGACGGACUACGGAUACGAACGAACUAGCACUUGUUUGGCAGGUCGACCACCAUCCACUGACAACAACUUCAAUACUGGACCUAUGCCUAGGUCAGCUAAUUGCCAUUUGAGCAGCUCAUCCCGAGUCCAUACUGGUAACCAGUUAGCCACGCCACUACGAGCUGCAGAGUCACUGAAUAGUCUACCGCCUACUCCAGAACUAUCAGAGCCGUCAUUCGUAGAAUUCCCAUCUUCCUUCGAAUCAAAACAAAAGAACCAAGUGGCCAGUCACAUCGGCAUCAAGUGUCCUUAUGUAUCAAACCAGAGGAGAGGUUGCAAAGGGCAAUAAUUCUAACACUUGGAGGAUAAUUGGAGGAGACUGCAUACAGCAGUAACGGAAUCGUGCCAUAAUGAGACUCGGUCAGGUGUUGUUGGCAUGCGCGUUGUGUUUGGUGGGCGUGGCCUUCUUCACUUCCCUAAAGACCUCCUUCCUCUAUCUCCUGGCGCUGAAACAACAGUCUAAUGGCAAGCAGUGGUACGCAGCGUUAUUCUUUGUCCUGCUCGUCCCAGAGAUUGUGACCUUUCUCCGAAUCAUCUGGGGCAGCUCGUUUGUGGCGAAAGGUCGACUGGCAGAAUGGCCGCCGUGCAAGAUCAUAUUUCUCGGUAUAUUCACGACCGUCCUGGAGUCGGCGGCCCUGGCGUUCUUCACCCUGGAGGUGUCUCCCCAGCUGCCCGGGUACCUGGUCCUCCCCUUGAUGAACGUUCUCCUCUUCCUACAGAUGCUCCUGGAGCAGUGGAAGCGAUCCACGACACGGAAUUUCCUGCCUAACCACAAUGUGACGUCACCCUCAUUCGUGUCGCGAGUCCUGCACAGUGUGGCGGCCAUUUUCGGCAUCAGUAUCUUCAUCCUGUCCGCCUGCCUCCUGAUUGUCCUUGACAUUACCGAGAUGCCCCGAGUUGUCGCCCUUAUCGCAGCAGUUCUCACCCUUUCUGUAGUCUGGAGCCAACCAAUCAAAGUGUAUAUCUUUCAAGCAGAAUGCUCGUCUGAAACCGUCCGCUACAACAUUUCACUCCUCCUAUCGAUUGUGAGAAUUGUAUCCCUUGGAAUAUUCUCGAUGGCUGUGAUUCCCAUGGGCGGAGAAAUCGAUAUCUAUGAUUCUCCAAAGUUCUUAUGGGAUGGGAUUACAUCACUUGGUGAGAGCAGCGUCUUGAUGUCCGUCCUCGCAGUUAAUUGCUGUGCAGGUCUAUUGACGUAUGGGUUGACCCGAGUCUCCGCCUACUAUACCACGACAUGGUCGGGUAUUCUUAUCCCAUCCAUCUUGUCCACAACAAUUGCAUCAGUUAUUUACAUUCUGAACUGUUUCGAUGGCAUCUACCUCACCUUAAGUGUUGACGUGUGUCCAAUGUCAGAGGGAAGUUUGAUCGUCGCGGGAUUCGUGAUCCUGUUAUGGCUUCUUCCCAUGCUGAUCAUGAGAAGGAACUAUUUUGUACCAGCUGAUACAUUCUUCAAGCCUGAACACGAGAACUUCAUCACCUUCGGCUACAGUGCUGUGUGUUUCGACCAACACUCUCUUCUCAACUACUAUCCUUGUCCUUUGGUGUUUCGUGAAACUGGGCUGAACGGACACGGAAGAAGCCGGGUGUUCAUGUGCACUACAAUGUACAGAGAGGCUGACUAUGAGAUGGAACAGCUGCUGAAAAGUCUUGCCAAAAUAUCAAAGUCUCAACGACUUAAGAAAAAGAAAAUAUACCUUGAAGCCCACAUCUUCCUUGAUAAUGGCGCCGAUGGAUUAACACUGAAAGAAUUUGCUCUUCAGUUGAUGGCUCUGGUACAGAAUUGCCUUGUUGUUGGUCGAUCUGAUAGAAGCAUCUAUAAAACCCCAUAUGGCCUACAGAUUUCAUGCGUCCUUCCAGGCGGCAUGCCUUUGUUUGUUCAUCUGAAAGACCCUACCUUUGUGAAGGCUAAGAAACGCUGGAGUCAAGUGAUGUACAUGAAUUAUAUCAUCGAUUACCGUAUCAAGAUGACAACUCAUAUCGCUGAGAUCCAGCAUCAGAUGAAGCUGAAGAAGGAGGUAGGACCUACGAAGUACACUCAGAUGAUCAUGCAAAUCAGGUCCCUUCUGGACAACCUCAAGGACCAGGAUGAGGAACAGGAGAAGGGGUCCAUAUACAGUAAAUGUGGCUCGGCAUACAGUUCUGAUCAAGAGAUUAAAACAGGGGAUGACAUGUCAGAGACCUCGAGUCAAAGGUAUCCUGAGAAGGCCACAGAGUAUAGCGAUGGGAGAUCUACCUCCCCGCCCUCAACAAGCAAUAGCUAUGCCAAUUUAGUUUCUGCAGAAUAUCCACUCGGGAAGACCACGCCGAUCUAUAUGUCUGAAACGUCGGAUCAAACUGGAAGCCAUGGCAGCGGGGAUGAUGGCAUAGGAAGACCCAGCACUGUCUUCCCUUCCUCUCCGUCCUACACAAGUUUCAUCUCAACAGAUUUUCCUAUUUCUAAGGUCAACCCUGCUUACAUCCCCGAUAAAAACGAGUUGAUGCCACCAAAAUGGCUGCCAGAGUUUACAUCAGAUUCAACCUUCACUGGCCAUGCCCCAAGUUUGUCAGAUAUCAGAGGCUCAGCCAGAGAUCUGAAUAUGCUCGAGUUUGCAUCCAAUGAGAAAAUAUCCACAAUAUCUAAGGAUAAAACAGCCCUGGAUCUGUCCCAGUUAACGCCGGCAUAUGAUGAUAGGACGUACAUUCUGGCGACGGAUGCUGAUAUGCAAUUUAAUGAUAUGAGCGUUCUUGACCUGGUCGAAACAUGCAACAGCGAUCUUCGUCUUGGAGCCGCCUGUGGCCGAACUCAUCCAUUCGGGAAAAAGAAACACCCGAUCGUGUGGUUCCAAAUGUUCGAAUAUGCCAAAGACUUCUGGCUCAUCAAGAGCGCCCAUAAUAUUAUUGGCUCCGUGAUGUGCUGCCCAGGCUGCUUCAGCUUGUACAGAGUGAAGGCUCUGGAAGGAGUGUUGCACCUCUACUCGGAGCCUACAUUCAAACCUUGGGAUGUCUUCACAAAGGACACAGGCGAGGAUCGAUGGAUGUGUACACUGAUGAUGUUACGUGGCUGGAAGCUUCAAUACUCCAACUUCGCCUACAACGGCACCUAUUGCCCUGACACUGUGGAGGAGUUUAUCAAGCAGAGGAGACGCUGGAUUCUGUCGGAUUUCGCGAACUCUCUGAUGGUGUUCCGUAAUCUUCCUCAGCUAAUCCGCAGUAAUGGCUGCUUCUCCGUCAUCUACGCCAUCUACUUACUGCAGCUGUUCUUCAUCGUCGUCCUCCUUCCUGGUUCCACAGUGAUCAUGUUAACUGUUGGUUUGGACAUGCUGGUUGGACUAAACUUCUACAUCCUCACGCCAAUCGUCUCUUUCAUCCUCAUCCUGUAUGGCUACUUGUGCAUUCGUCUCACAUCCAACAUGCAGAUCCUUCUCACGAAAUUCUCCAUCGUCCUUCUCGGGCUCUGCAUGUCUGCAGUUGUGCUUGGUGCUGCAUACUUCGUCAUCAUAGACUUGGUGACAGAUAACCAGGAGGAUGCCCUUCAGUUGCAGGAAGACUACAUCCUCAUCGCGGUGACCGGAAGUCUUCUGUACGCUGCUCUGCUCCACCCGAAAGAGUGCUGGCUGCUCUUCAAUGGUCUUUUCUACCUCUUCUUCUUUCCCGCAAUGCAGAUGCUGCUUCCGGUGUAUGCGUUGUGUAACAUCGUUGAUCAGACAUGGGGAACCCGAGACAACCAAAAAGCAAAGUUACCAAAACUGCUUUGCUUCCCUAAAAUGAAGUUCAGAAGGAAGAAGAAGAAGAACAAAGGCAAGAAGUCUGCAGAUGCAGACAUAGUUGACCCUGAAGAUUCGGAGGUAUCCUUAGACCAGCUGAAGCCGAUGAGGAGCGAGGAACAGCUCUUCUGGACACAGUUGUUGGAGAAGUUGAUUGGCAAGGACAUCAACCUUGGGUUGGAGAAGGAUGUCCUGGCUGAUGGCCUCAAAUCCCUCAGGUUUAGGACGCUAAUUGCCAUUUUAGUGGCGAAUGUCAUAUGGGUUAUUGGUCUUGGCCUGUUCUAUGCCACUUCCGUCGAGAAGACUGAUAGUCUCAGUGGCUACGGUAUUAUGAUUGGAGUCCUGUAUGGGUUUUCGUUCGUCAUUCAUGUUGUCGGUAUGACUGUGUAUAGAUUUUCAGACUGUGCUCACAGACUUGGGAAGAAGAUUUUCAAAGAUGAAAAAUCUCACUGGGUGACGAGAAGGGAACAUGGUACCAAGAUGCAGUUUUGAGUUCUUAAAAGUCUCAUUGAACUGUGCUGAACACCACCUAAAAGGUGGUGAAACGAUCAAAUUCAGCGUUUGCAAGAAGCAAAGCCUGGAGUAUCUACAGAUACAUUUGCAAGAAGAUACAUGGUUCUGUGACCAAGAACACAGUGAAUAUGUGAUCUCACUGAAUACCUAUCUAGUUAAUGAUACAGUGAUAGUAUCCAAACCUUUCAAAGAGGAUGGGUUAAGGAUUUGAAGCUGAUAUAUGAUCGCAUGAUAAUGAUUUUGUCAUCAAUACAUUCUCAUAUCGAAGUUUAGAUGCUUCUUAUUAGCAGCAUAUCCCUAAUUCUAGGAGUACGUAGAGCUCGUGCUACAGAACACCCUCUAAUGUGUGGGUACUGGGUACCUGCGAUAAACGGUAUGCAUGACAUCUCGUACAGCUUACCUUAGUCAUUGUUAAACAGGAUUGCAGAAUAUAUUUUGGGGUGAUCGAAUGCUGACUUCCUGCACUGCUGUGCAGUUUAUACAUAUGUUUGACAAACAUAACAAUUGUGAAACAAAAUGUACAGUGUACAUCUUCAUAACGUGGUUGACAUUAAACAAAUAUGUGAGACAGGGUAACGUGUGCGUUGCAUAAUGUAUGCUGUUGAAGUGCUUUAUAUAUGAUACUUGUGAUCAAGCUCCAAUAAUCUUACCCUGUCACCAUUUAUACACAUGACAUGCGUAUCUCCUAUUCUAUACAUCAUGUUAUUGCCGAACUUGCCAUUGUGUCAUUAAUGAUAGUUUCAAAUGUAACAUAGUUAAAAACGCUUUAAUGUACAGAGUAUCGAGGCGGUGUUAAUGGCACUCUUGUAUUAUUGUAAUUUUGCUGCCAGAUAGUUAAACCAUUGCAAUGAUUGUGUAAUAUUGUAAAACCAUUCUUAUUAUGGCGUGAGAAUGUUAAACCAUAAUAGUGAUAGGGUAAGACUGAAAAACAAUUAUUAUAACGCUCAUUAAAUUGAUGUAUUGAUGUUGUUAAAUUGACUUCCUUUUCUCAAAGUAAGUAAAAUCUUUGAACACACCAUGAAGACCUAUGAGUUUGCUUCAGUUCAAAUCGUAAUACAAUACAUAUUCAUUCAAUUUAUGGGGACUAUAUCUUAGACAUUUAAGAUAUGUAUUGCCUGAUUCACUUCAGUAGCGUUGCAUAACCCGAACUAAUGUUAGGCUGAAUUUACUAAGGUAGUAAUAUUCAUUCCGUUGUUCCUUUUCAGGAAGUAACUUACUCUAACAGUGCUAGGUAUGUUUGUGUUAUUUGUGCAUUGUUUAUAUUGUUGACUGAAGUGUGCAUUGUGUUUUCGUUAGUUUUGUUUCUUAUAUUCAAAGACGUUUGUAAAUAAACUCCUAU